AACAAAUUAAGUGAGAAACCCAGAGUGUUUGGAAUUGGAGAGGAGGAAUUCUGGAGCUCUCAAAAGCAAUACAUAUGCCUUGCUUCUCAACUAUAUUUGCAGGAAAAGGAACCCACGAGGAGUCAAUCAUUGACAUUUCAUUAUUGGAGGAAUCUGAAUUAUGGUCAGAGUGCUGCAUCUACAGGGUUCCCAAGAAACUUCGUGAGGUAAAAGAAGAUGCCUACACUCCUAAGUUAGUUUCAAUAGGCCCAUUUCAUCAUGAUCUAGAAGAAUUGUGGGGUGUGAAAAUACAAAAACAGAUAUAUUUGAAGAAAUUCUGUUCUAGGACCAGGAAGAGCGAAAGGGAUCUUGAAAGCAUAAUUGAAAGCAACAAAGAACAAAUAGCUCGUAGCUAUUCAGAGACCAGCUUUAAACUCAACAGUAAAGAGUUUGUUGCAAAGAUUUUAUUGGAUGCCAUCUUUAUCAUUGAGCUUUUCCUUAGGAAUUUUGAGCGCGAAAAAAAUGAAAAAUUAGAUUAUAUAUUGAGUAAUGCGUGGAUAGAAUCACACAUAAAGCAAGACAUGAUAUUAUUGGAGAAUCAGCUUCCGCUUAGGUUUCUUCAAAAGCUCUAUAAGUUUGCCUUUGAUGGAAAUGAAGCUACUCCCUUUCUUAAGCUUGCCUGUCAGUUCUUCUUCUCGGGUAAGCACAGAAUACCUAUGGAUGAGGAAGUAAAACAUUUCACUGAUUUGCAUAGAAUGUUUUAUUGUCCUACAAAUCCAAAAGCUCAUCCCCAAAAACGAACUGAACAUCUAAGAUAUACAGCCACAAAGCUUGAUGAGGCAGGAUUGGAGUUCAAAGCAUUAGAAGACAUAGAUUUCUGUAAGAAAUCUUUGCUUGACAUAGAGUUCUCUAAGGAUAAGUGCUUGGAACGCUAUCCAUGCUUCAAUCUCUCAUGGCUCUUCUCUUGCUUACCAUACUUGAGAUCCUUCCGUUGCUUCAAGAGUGUGCAAUGUAUCUUGAAAGUCCCACAACUUGUGAUAGACGAUCAAACUGAAGCUCUUUUCCGAAACCUCAUGGCCUUGGAGCAGUGUCAUUAUCCAUCAAAGACAUAUAUUUGCAAUUAUGUUUUGCUAAUGGAUUGUCUUAUUACUACCAAAUCAGAUGUGUGUUUGCUUGUUGAGAAGAAGGUGAUUGUCAACAGGCGCGGUAGCAGCACAGAAGUGACUACUCUGAUCAACAAACUUGGCCACAUGAUUGUUGAACCUGAAUCUUGUUACCAUGAUCUCUAUAAACGGCUUAAUGACCAUUGUGACAACUAUUGGAACCGUCUCGUGGCGUCUCUGACAAGUGUGUAUUUUCGUGAUUUUUGGAGAGGCACCGCAACUAUUGCUGGAAUUCUGGUCCUGCUUUUUACUUUCGGCAACUUCCUUAGACCUUUUCUCAUGAAGCAUUAAUGAAACAUCUGUGAUUUUGUGUUUGUGGGAGUGCUUUGCUUUUUGCUCUAAAGGAUUGCAUAUGAACUUUGUAAUUAAUAAUUUUUAGCUUGUGAUUUUCAUUUGUAAGUUUGUCACAUUGUUUUAGUAUCUUAUGACAUAUCCUAAUGAAGUACGUAUUUCAGAAAUAA
Corylus avellana is the source of this 1603-nucleotide messenger RNA. Its product is annotated as UPF0481 protein At3g47200-like. NCBI's taxonomy places the organism in Eukaryota, Viridiplantae, Streptophyta, Magnoliopsida, Fagales, Betulaceae. The record is from RefSeq and is a predicted model, not a curated record.